UACGUCAUCUCCCAGAGCCGGUCCAGGGUUUUCUUUGCGACAGCACAGCGGUCCCAUCAGGGAGCGUCAUGGACGACGAAGAAGAGACUUAUCGAUUAUGGAAAAUCCGGAAAACAAUUAUGCAGCUGUGUCAUGAUCGAGGCUACUUGGUAACACAGGAUGAAUUGGAUCAGACUCUGGAAGAGUUCAAAGCCCAGUUUGGUGAUAAGCCAAGUGAAGGGCGUCCUCGGCGUACUGAUCUCACAGUGUUGGUGGCCCACAAUGAUGAUCCUACUGAUCAGAUGUUUGUCUUUUUCCCAGAGGAACCAAAAGUUGGGAUUAAGACCAUCAAGAUGUACUGCCAGCGAAUGCAAGAGGAAAAUAUUACCCGGGCCCUGAUUGUGGUGCAACAAGGCAUGACUCCAUCUGCCAAACAGUCUCUAGUAGACAUGGCUCCCAAGUACAUCCUUGAACAAUUCCUUCAACAGGAACUGCUAAUCAACAUCACUGAGCAUGAGCUGGUUCCAGAACAUGUUGUGAUGACCAAAGAAGAGGUGACAGAAUUACUGGCCAGAUAUAAACUAAGGGAGAAUCAGCUUCCAAGAAUACAAGCUGGAGAUCCUGUGGCUCGCUAUUUUGGAAUUAAAAGAGGCCAGGUGGUGAAGAUCAUUCGGCCCAGUGAAACAGCCGGGCGUUACAUCACUUACAGGCUGGUGCAGUAGCCAAGAAGUGUCAUGUAAGCAUGGCUGAAGCUCUUCUUACCUUACCCUGGAGACUGCCGAUCUGCUUGCUUAACAGUCUUGAGCAUAAGGAAAUACAAACUGAAGGGAUGUGUCUACUUGAGAUUUUCAACUUCGAGCUUCUGGUCCUUUCCAUCAAAUUGGACGUGAAGAGGAAAGGAGUCAUCAGCAGCACAGUAAAUGCUGCGUUGGUGUUCCAAACUGGACUUCAUCUUGCUUGUAUAAGCUGGAUGUAUUUGUUUUAUACCACAUUUUUGGAAUUUGGGUUAGUUUGGGGUAAAUAUUUAAGGCAGCAACCGUUUAUUUUCCAAAUCUGGAUGAAGGAUACUUCAGAAAGCUUCAAAUGGGAGGGCUUCCUUGUUCCUUCUGUAGAUAUCAGGCUGAGGAGGGAUAGGAAAUUUUUUUUCGGUUUGAGGGACAGAGGGGCUCCAUUGGAUGUGGGUUUUGGUAGCCUUUUUGUAGGGGGAAGAGUGGAGGUUCUAAGGAUGAAAAAGGGGAAAAUAGGCAGCUAAUCUCCUGGGAAUGCAAAUAAAGAUGCUGGGAAUCAUCUCUAA
This is a messenger RNA of Protobothrops mucrosquamatus (brown spotted pit viper), 1273 nucleotides long. RefSeq names its product RNA polymerase II subunit E (gene POLR2E). Gene Ontology annotation, biological process: DNA-templated transcription. The record is from RefSeq and is a predicted model, not a curated record. Bases 69 to 701 code for a protein of 210 amino acids. NCBI's taxonomy places the organism in Eukaryota, Metazoa, Chordata, Lepidosauria, Squamata, Viperidae. Gene Ontology annotation, molecular function: DNA-directed RNA polymerase activity; DNA binding. Gene Ontology annotation, cellular component: RNA polymerase III complex; RNA polymerase II, core complex; RNA polymerase I complex. The transcript is spliced from 8 exons.